GGUUAUUUUACGCCACAGUUGUGUCUUGUGGAAAUAUACGAUUUAUGCUAUUUGUCAUUUAUAAACAUACCAACAAAGGUAAUGGAACCAUAAUUUACCGAAAAUGAAGUCCGUCGUGGCUUAUGUGCGUAGUUUACUUGGUUGGUGUGAUGAUAAUCCGGCGAUUAGAACUAGUUUCAAACGCGACAGGGUAGACGAUGAUUGUUCGUCAGACGAUGAUUCGCCGGCAUUCAAAAAGUUCAGACACUUGAAGAGAACUAGUUUUCCAGAUAUAAUGGAUUCUAAAGAUAUUUUAGAAAAGAAUGACAACAAAUAUAAACAUGUUAGAUAUGUCCCAAUCCAAGUGGAAGCAGGGUAUCCUAGUACAUCAACCCCCAUAGAAACAUCUGGAAAAGCAGCAAGUAAAGUGCGAACAGUUCCUAUAAAAUUAGUAGGUCUUACUCAAAAUGGGCCCUCAACACCUACCCAAAAGCCGAGGAUGCAUACCCCGGUGAAGCCCAUGAUACAUGCUGUGAUUGAUGAUGAAGAUGAUGAACAAGAGGUAACAUGGGUUGAAGAUAAUUGUAACAGUAGGCCAUCAAAAGUUUAUAUCAAUUUAGAUGAUGAAAAUGACCACAAUCAGGAAGAUGAUGAUGUUAUAUUUGUCAGGAAGGUUAAUACUUCCAAACCAUACAAGUACUUUAUAAAAAAAGAUAGCCACAAUGAAGACUUGGAUGCAAGAGAAGAUGUUCCAUAUUACAGAUUAAGUAGAAAGUUAAAUGAUCGCAAUUUUGCCAGUCUAUCUCCUAAAGCACAAAUUAGUAAAUUUAAAGCCCCUGCUGGUAUUACAAAAACCUACAAAAAAGUUCCAACUCCUGUACCUAGAUGGAUGCAACCAACGAAGUCUUUGAAUCUCUCCAACACAAGAAAUAAGUUCUUAAAUCUUAAUGGUAAUACUAGAUCAACUUUAAAUGAAGUAUUUAAUUUGGAUGAGAAGAGAAAUUACAAAGAAUUAAUCAGACAAGUGGCCAAUUCUAUGAAACCAAUAAAUCGUGGAAAGCCAUUAGAUCUAAUCAAUCUUGCUGAAGAUGCAGCAUCAUUUAGAAUGACACAAAAAUCACAGAAAAAGGCAUUGGAUGAUAUCAAAUUAGUUGAAAAAGGAUUGGCGGUUGAUAAGGAAAAUGAAUCUGCAAAGGAGUACGAUCCCAUUACUGUGGCUUCUAUCAAUUCUUCAGAUUCUGAGGUGGAAAUCGUACCCUCUGAGUCAUCUACUACAUCUUCAGUAAGGAUUGAUCCUAUUAAUUCAUUACGAGACUCAUUCAGAGAUAAAGCUGUCACAGCAGGUGAUUGGCUAGCAAAGUUAGAUAACAAAUAUAAAAUGAAAAAGAAAGACACUCAGGAAAAACUUCGAGAUGCACGGAGAGAGAGUGAUAUCAUAUCUAAAGUUAAUAGUGAACAGAAAAUAGCACAUUUGGAGCACAAAUUGAAGUAUGAGCUUAGUAUACCUGAAAGUUUGUUUGAGGAACCGCAACCGACAGUAGAAUUACCACCUCUAACACCUGAGCAGGAGAAGUUGGUGAACAGAGCCCUUGGGCCUGGACCACCAGGGCAACUACUUGUAGAAAAAUUCAAUUUAAGGAUACAUAGGCGUGACCUGCAGACGCUGGCUGGACUGAACUGGUUGAACGACGAAGUUAUCAACUUCUACAUGAACCUAUUGAUGCAGCGGUGUGAACAAAAGUCAGAUUUGCCGCGAGUCUACGCCACUAACACGUUCUUUUACCCCAAGCUCAUGCAGGCAGGACAAGCGGGUUUACGGCGGUGGACUAGGAAGGUGGACAUAUUCGCGCACGAUAUAAUGGUAGUUCCAGUGCAUUUGGGAGUGCAUUGGUGUUUGAGCAUAAUAGAUUUCCGGGCGAAGAAGAUCUCGUAUUUAGACAGUAUGGGCGGCCGAAACCAGUCGUGCCUCGAUGCGCUGCUGCAGUACUUGCGAGACGAACACAAGGACAAGAAGGGACAGCCCUUUGACGACAGCGGGUGGACUACGGAAAUACUUAAAGACAUCCCCCAACAAAUGAACGGCAGCGACUGCGGCAUGUUCGCGUGCACAUUCGCCGAAUUCUCGAGUCGCAACGCCCCGUACACUUUCAGCCAAGCUCACAUGCCCUACCUGCGCCGCAAGGCCGCGCUCGAGAUACUAACCGCACGACUGCUGCUCUAACAACAGAGUCCAGUCCUACCUUCUGCGGUUAGUACAGAGAAGCAUACCAGACCACACGAACGACAUCAAUCAAUGCUGGAUAAAGAGGCGAACAAAAAGUUAAUUUAGAAUUUAAAUACAUAAUCAUUUGUAUUGCUUCGCGCGGUCGCAGUUCCACUUCUCACGAUAUCUUUAAUUUUAAACAUUUGAAAUACAUAUUUAUAAGUACCUAACUUACUAAAGAUUUGUACAUAAUAAAACAUGCGAUAGGAACGGUUAUAUUCUUCCAAGUAGUGAAAAAUGUAAUCCAUAUAAGUUAAAUGAUAUUGCAUUUGUGCAUUGUGUUUGCAUAAGAACUCGGAAUACUGCUCCAAGAGUAGCCUGGGAUAUAAAUUGUCGCACUUACAAAGUCACUUGUCUUUUGUUACUGAAGGAGAAAAUUAUACUUUACCCCUUUUUGUACCUUUUUUAUUACCAUCAUAGGAUUUUUUUUAAUAAUGUUAUGUAAAAUAUGCCAACAUAAAAUUAAGUGCAAACAUUAAAAUAAAUAAAAGCGCGUGCGUCUCGGGGUGCACGACAGAAGUGAUAACUUAUACUAAUCUAAGCAGAGCCUG
Messenger RNA from Chilo suppressalis (striped riceborer), 2793 nucleotides. NCBI's taxonomy places the organism in Eukaryota, Metazoa, Arthropoda, Insecta, Lepidoptera, Crambidae. The record is from the annotation of a GenBank genome assembly.